AUGGCAAUGACGAACGGUCCAUUCAUCGGCUAUCAUAGGCCUCAAGACCUUGACAAGUUCAGAUCUCACGCUAUCAUGUUUGAGUGCAACCUUGGACAAAAUGAGGUCUUUCUGAAUGUGAACUACGAUCCUCAGUCUGUCGAAGUUGGCGAGAUGGAACGCCUUGUCGAUUACUUCGAAAGCGCUCUUGACUUCCUGGCAUCUUCCGAAUACCAAGUCCUGGAUGAUUUCUUCCGCAAUCCCAUUGCACAGGAUCUGUUCGAUAUCGGGGAGUGGAACAGUCUUACGCCUCAAACGGUCGAUACUUGCGUUCACGCAGUCUUCGAAGAACACGUGCUCACCCAACCUGACGCUCAAGCCGUUUUCGCAUGGGAUGGCUCUCUGACCUACUCCCAACUCGACACAAUGGCAUCUCAGCUUGCUCGAGUCUUGAUGGAACUGGGUGUUGGGCCGGAAAAGAUGGUACCCUAUUGCUUCGAAAAGUCGAUGUAUACCAUCGUUUCGAUGCUUGCCAUUCUCAAAGCUGGAGGCGCGAUGGUCCCUCUUGACCCUGCGCAUCCACAAGACCGCAAAGCGUUCAUUGUCCAUAACACGAUGGCAAACGUGGUUGUUGCUUCUGGUAGCAAUGCAUAUGCAUUCUCUAAACUGGAUGUUCACACUGUAGCUGUUGACUCGAACUUCUUUGCCGAGGUUGAGGAAUUUGGAGUUACCACCUUUUCCAAUCACGAGGUUCAACCAUGCAAUGCCGCAACUGUCAUCUUUACAUCUGGCAGCACCGGACAGCCCAAGGGUGUCAUUCAAGAACACAAGACCUUGUGUUCAGCGGCCAAAGCUCAUUCUAGCGGAAUGCACAUGUCCAAAAGCUCAAGGAUCCUACAAUUCUCUGCUCAUGUCUUUGACGUCAGCAUCAUUGAGAUUGUCAACUCAUUCGUUCUUGGAGCUUGCAUAUGUGUGCCGUCUGAUGAAGAGAGGAUGAACGACCUUGCCGGGUUUAUCUCGAGGUCUCAAGCGAAUUGGGCCUUCUUCACUCCGUCCUUCGCACGAACUCUCGAGCCGAAAGAUCUCCCCAGCAUCAAGACUAUUUGCAUGGGUGGAGAGGCAAUAACCAUGGAUUGCAUCGAGACGUGGUCUGGGAUUGUGCAGCUCAUCAAUGCUUACGGACCUUGCGAAGGCAGUGUCUGUACCACCGCUGAUAUCAGUAGUGGCAGGUUCAAGACGGAUUCUAUUGGUCAUGGAGCCAACACUCUCACCUGGAUCGUCGAUCCAGGCAAUCAUGACAUCCUGACGCCAAUCGGCACUGUCGGUGAGCUUUUGAUCGAAGGGCCGAGUAUUGCUCGUGGAUAUCUCGGCGAUCCAGACAAGACAGCCAAGUCAUUCAUCACGAAUCCGGCUUGGACCACCCAGUUCGAGACUGGCAUUGCUGCCAGAAGGAUGUACAAGACAGGGGAUCUUGGAGUGCUGAAUUCAGAUGGCUCAAUAUCGUAUUUUGGACGGAAAGACGCACAACUAAAACUGCGUGGACAAAGAGUUGAGCCUGGAGAGGUGGAACAUCAACUCACACAGCUGUUACCGCCAGGCUCCAUUGUAGCUGUUGACGUCCUCGUCCUCUCUGGGUCUUCAAACAAGUCGCUCGUUGCCUUCAUUCAGCUGGAAAAUCAUGGGUUCGGCUUUGCGGAGAAGAGAGACAUCAUCGAGGGGAUUUCUGGUCGCUUGACGCAGCAGCUGGCUUCCGUGCUUCCUGCCUACAUGGUUCCCUCGCACUUGAUCCCAGUUGAGGUCAUUCCUUUCACAAGGACUGGGAAGCUUGAUCGGCGCACAUUGAAUGAAUAUGCUUCGACUUUGUGCAUAGCAGAGAAUUCAGAACGCGGCAUUGUGGAGGAAGACACCGACAUGCUAGUGGCUAGCGAGCACAUUGCUCUGAGUAUCAGCAACAAGCUUGCCGAGCUUCUAUCGGUUGGGGAUUCUCGGAGAGCAGAAACUUUGCGUGGCCAUAACUUCAACCCCUACUACGCUGGGAUGGACUCUAUCCAGGUCAUUUCACUGUCAACAUUCGUUCGGAAAACCUACAAUGUCAGCAUCCCGAUUCAAAAGUACAUGAAUAGCGCGGCGACCAUCAGGGACAUUGCUCAAUUGGUCCUUGAAGAUCAGCAAGGGUCGCAUGAUGACAACAUCAUUGACUUGAUGCAUGAUAUUGAAGUUCACGAUCAAUCACUCGCAGCCUCGCCGUUGCUAAGAUCACAUGCAGAGAUUAGGACUAUGCAAACCCCCAAAAUCAUCCUCUUAACAGGAGCCACCGGAUUUCUCGGGAACCAACUGCUGGCUCAGAUCUUGCAACGGCCGCAGACUCAAAAGGCCGUGGUGUUGGUCAGAGGUCAAGACUCAGCCCACGCUACCGAGCGACUCUUGUCUCUUGCUCGUGGCAGCGGUUGGUGGGAAGAAGAGUAUGUCAAUCGCAUCGAAGUCUGGCAUGGCGAUUUGUCUCUCCCACAUCUCGGUCUUUCAGACGCGCUAUGGUCCCGACUCGAUGGCACAAGCGUCAGUGGUGACUUGAUUGAUGCGGUCGUCCACAAUGGGGCAGUUGUCAACUGGAUGGCCGACUUUCGGGCGCUGACACCAGCCAAUAUUCUUUCGACGGUCAACAUUCUGACAGCUUUGACAAAAGCAAUAGCAUCUCGUCCAGUUUGCCUAACUUACGUAUCAGGCGGUCACUUGUCCACUUCUCCCGACGAUGUCGGAGAAAUCGCUACGGAGCUGAAGUCGUAUCCGGCCUACAGUCAGACCAAAUUUGUCGCCGAGAUCUUGGUCGCACGAUACGCUGAACGACUGAUCAAUGCUGGCUUCGGCUGUUUGGCCACGAUAGUUAAACCUGGCUUGAUCAUGGGCAGCUCCUCCGACGGCAUCUCCAACACGGACGAUUUCCUUUGGCGGCUGACAGCCAGUGCAUUGGACAUUGGGAUGUUCAAUGAUAGCGAACGCGACCUCUGGCUCGCUGCUGCAGGCGUUGAUCUCGUAGCCAACACAGUUCUUGACAGCUGUUUUAACCCUCAAAACAAUGGAAAUUAUCAUGUUGUUAAGAAGGUCUUGAACGGUCUCACUAUGGGAGAAUACUGGGAUAUCGUCAAACAGGAAACGGGCCACGUAAUGGAGCCGACGGACUCCAAACGGUGGUUGAGGAGCUUGCACGAAGAGGUUAACGCAAAAGGGCCAAGCCACAGGUUGUGGCCGGUUCUUCAUUUUGUUGAAGACACCGGCGGCAAACUCGGUCAGCCCCCAGGGACAAUGACGCUUGACGACCAGCUGAACCAUCAGGUCUCGGUAAAUCCCGAGGCCAAUGGUGUUCUCAAGAACGCCGACAACGCCAGUCUGGAACCAAACAUCGAGCGAUCAGAAGCGUUUAGGAUAUGGUGA
Molecule: messenger RNA, 3408 nt
Organism: Colletotrichum fioriniae
Lineage: Eukaryota; Fungi; Ascomycota; Sordariomycetes; Glomerellales; Glomerellaceae
Source: RefSeq, a predicted model, not a curated record